AUGGUGCAAAAGCGUGGAGCUCUAGGCAACUCUUUCCGCUCAAUUAUGAUCGCUAUGGCGAUCAGCCUGGCUGGUUUACUCUAUGGACUUGAUACUGGAAUAAUCGCCACAACAAUCGCUCAUGAUAGUUUCAAGAAGUACAUGUACGGCUCUCUCGAUACCAACACUGCAAUCCAAGGAGGCAUCGUCUCGGGAUACUACGCUGGUAGUGCUGUCGGCUCUGCGGCAGCUUCUUACUGUAUGGACCGCAUUAGUCGUCGAUGGAGCUUGCUCUUCGGCGCUAUCGUCAGUGUCAUUGGAGCCAUUCUUCAAGCGACUGCGCAGAACCCGGCCAUGAUGAUUGUUGGCAGAGCAUUCUCUGGCUUUUCCACUGGAAUGGUCUAUCCUGUGGCGCCCGUCUAUCUCAGUGAGAUCUCUCCUCCCGAGAACAGAGCGUUCCUGGUUGGAUUGAAAGGUCUCUGGAACACAUUUGGAUUCUUUCUCGCUGGAUGGAUUGGCUAUGCAGGAGCAUUUGCAACUGGUGACAUUCAGUGGCGAGUUCCACUUGCGACUCAAGCUCCACCAGCAGUGGUUCUAGCGGUGCUGACUUUCUUCCUGCCCUACUCCCCUCGCUGGCUCUCUAUGAAAGAGCGUUACGAAGAAGCCGAAGCGACAAUGCAUUACUUGCAUGCCCACCGGUCUCAAGAGUUCGUUGCAAGGGAGCUGAGCGAGAUGCAAGCGCAAAUCAGACUCGAGAAGCAAAACAAGACCAAAUCGAACUUCCUCCGUCUCUUCAGCCGCAAGUACAUCCGCAGGACGCUCCUCGGCACCUUGAUCGUCAACAUGUGCAAGUUGAGCGGCUCCAACAUCAUUCAGAACUAUCAAGACCUCAUGUACUCCAACCUUGGCUACGAAGGGAAAGAAGCUCUCCUGAUCACCGCGAUCUACGGAUUCAUGGCAUUGGUCGGCCAGCUGUUCUCCAUCUUCACCGUCGCAGAUCACUGGCCUCGUCGCCGAACUGUCAUCACUGGCUGGCUGACAUUGGCCGGAUGCUUGACGGUCCUCGCUGUGUUGUCCGCUCUCUACGGAGAGACGGGUAAUCCAAACGCUGCGGGUCAACGUGCAGGCAUUGCGUUUAUCUUUCUAUUCGCUCUGUCCUACAGCGUGUUCUUCAACUCAGCCGUCUGGGUCAUUGUCGCUGAGAUUUUUCCUCUUGAACUAAGGGCCGUAGGAGUCGGAUGGUCGACAUUCAGUCAACCUCAGUUUGUCUUCAUCGGCACCAACAUCUUCUCCGCCAUCGUAUACUACUUCUGGUUUCCGGAAACAAACCAGCUUACCCUCGAGCAAAUUGCUUCCGCCUUUGGAGACGCCGUUGCUGACCCUGUCGCCCACGAUUUGGGCAAGACCUUGAAAGAUGAAGAGAGCACAGAACACUGGGAGGCAGUCUUGCCAAGUCAGAAGGCCUGA
Molecule: messenger RNA, 1446 nt
Organism: Zasmidium cellare ATCC 36951
Lineage: Eukaryota; Fungi; Ascomycota; Dothideomycetes; Mycosphaerellales; Mycosphaerellaceae
Exons: 3
Coding region: 1-1446 (481 amino acids)
Biological process (GO): carbohydrate transport; transmembrane transport
Cellular component (GO): membrane
Molecular function (GO): carbohydrate:proton symporter activity
Source: RefSeq, a predicted model, not a curated record